AGCCAGGGCAUCACCAUGGUGGAGAACAUGGACGACGGGGAGGAGCUGCAGAUCACCGAUGUCACCUUUGACAUACUGGGUUUUAGCACCGAGGAGAAGAUUGGGUACAAGCUGACUGGGGGCAUCGUGCACUUUGGCAACAUGAAGUUCAAGCAGAAGCCCCAAGAGGAGCAAGCUGAGGAGGACACCACAGAGGUGGCCGACAAAGUCACCCAUCUCAUGGGUUUCAAUUCCGGGGAGCUCCAGAAGGGCAUCACCAGGCCCCGGGUCAAAGUGAGCAAAGAGUUUGUGCAAAAGGAUCAGAACGUGGAGCAGUGCAACAACACUAUCAGGGCCCUGGGCAAGGCCGUCUACAACAAGAUGUUCAAGUGGCUGGUGGUCCACAUCAAUAAGACCCUGGACACCAAGAUGCAGAGGCAGUUCUUCAUCAGCGUGCUAGGCAUCGCAGGCUUCGAGAUCUUUGAGUUCAACAGCUUCGAGCAGUUGUGCAUCAACUUCACCAAUGAGAAGCUGCAGCAGUUCUACAACCACCACAUGUUUGUGCUAGAGCAGGAGGAGUACAAGCAAGAGGGCAUCAAGUGGGUCUUCAUAGACUUUGGGCUCGACGAGGUCUGCAUGGACCUUAUGGAAAAGGUGACCCGCUUCUCCAAGGAGGGAUGGGAACAUGAAGGCAGAGAGAAGGUGGGUUACAAUAUCACAGGUUGGCUGGAGAAGAACAAAGACCCUCUAAAUGAAACAGUGGUGGGCUUGUUCCAGAAAUCAAGCCUGGCAAUCCUCGCCCUUCUCUUCAAAGAAGAGGAGGCUCCAGCUGGCGGCAAGAAGCAGAAAAGAAGUUCCUCCUUCAUGACAGUCUCCAACUUCUACAGGGAGCAGCUGAACAAGCUGAUGACCACCCUGCACAGCACUGCCCUAUUUGUCCACUGUAUUGUCCCCAAUGAGUUCAAGCAGUCAGGUAUGGUGGAUGCCCACCUGAUCAUGCACCAGCUGGCUUGUAAUGGAGUCCUAGAAGGCAUCCAUAUUUGUAGGAGGGGCUUCCCAAAUAGGCUGCAGUACCGAGAGUUCAAACAGAGGUACCAGGUACUGAACCCCAAUGUGAUUCCUCAGGGCUUUGUAGACAACAAAAAGGCCUCAGAGCUGUUGCUUGGGUCCAUCGACCUGAAUGCAAAUGAAUACAGGAUUGAGCACACCAAGGUGUUCUUCCGGGCUGGCAUCCUGGCUAAGCUUGAGGAUAUGCGGGACGAGCAUCUGGCCAAGAUCAUGACCAUGUUGCAGUGUGAGCUCCGGUGUUUCCAUGAAUUCAAGAAGAUGCUGGAUCGAAGAACUGGCAUACAAAUUAUCCAACAGAACGUUUGUAAGUUCCUAGAGCUGCGUUUCUGGGGCUGGUGGAAGCUCUACAACAAGGUCAAGCCGCUCUUGAAUGUUGCUCGGCAAGAGGAGGAAAUGAAGGCAAAGGAGGAAGAGCUGUGGAAUGCCAUGUCUAAGGCUCUGGAGCUGAUUGACAAGGUCAAGGAGCUGGAGGAGAAGACAGCCACACUUAGCCAGGAGAAGAACGACCUUACCAUCCAACUGCGGGCCGAACAAGGGAACCUGAGCGAUGCGAUGACCCAGAUGAUGAAGACCAAGAAAGAGCUGGAGAGCCAGAUCUCGGACAUGCGGGAGCGGCUGGAGGGGGAGGGCACAUCUGCCUCAAUGAGCGCCACCAAGCGCCGGCUACAGGGGGAGAUGAGUGACUUAAAGUGUGACCUGGAGGGCCUGGAGACCACGCUGACCAAGACAGAGAAAGAGAAGCAGGCCCUAGAUCACAAGGUCUGUACCCUGUCUGGGGACCUCUCACUGCGUGAAGACUCCAUCGCCAAACUCCAGAAGGAGAAAAGGGCCUUGGAGGAACUGCACAAGCCGAGAGCCUUCAGGGAGGACAUGAAGUCUCCCCAAACCCCACAUCCUGCCCUGAUGCCACUCCCUGGCCAGAACACUCAUCUCCUCUCAGCGCUAUUCAUCAGAUCAAACCUUCUCUUCAGAAGGGAUAUGGAAAUCAAGGAUGAGAAGUCUCUGAAUUUCACGCUGCAGCGGAAACUGAAGGAACACCAGACCCAGAUAGAGGAGCUGGAGGAAGAACUGGAAGCAGAAAGGGCGAUGAGAGCCAAGGUGGAGAAGCAUCAUAGUGACCUGUCCCGGAACCUUGAAGACCUCAGUGACCGACUGGAGGAAGCUGGGGGAGAAACGUCUGCUCAGAUUGAGCAGACCCGCAAGCGGGAGGCCAAGCUGCUGAAGCUGCAGCGGGAGCUGGAGGAGUCGGCCCUGCAGAGUGAGGCCACAGCCUCCAUGUUGUGCAAGAAGCACACAGACUCCAUGGCUGAGCUGAUGGAGCACAUAGAGAGCCUGCAGAGGGUCAAGUCCAAGCUGGAGAAGGACAAGCAGGUUAUGAGCCUCAAUGCCAGCAUGGAGACCGUGCAGAAGUCCAAGAUGAGGGGGUCUCUGAAUGCCGAGGCCCAGGUGCGGAAGUUGGAAGACAGUUUAGCAGAAGCCAACGCCAAAGUGGCUGAGCUGGAGCGGAACAAGGCAGAGAUCAAUGCCAUCAGGACCUGCCUCCAGGCAGUGGUGGGUCUUGCCAACACUAAGCAUGACCUGGACCUGCUGAAGGAGCAGCUGGAGGAGGAGCAGGGAGGCAAGUCAGAGCUGCAGCACCUUGUGUCCAAACUCAACACAGAAGUGACCACCUGGAGGGCCAAGUACCAGACAGGUACCAUCCAGAGGACCAAGGAGCUGGAGGAGACCAAGAAGAAAUUGGCCACCAGGCUUCAGGAAGCAGAAGAGGCAGCUGAAGCUGCCCAGACCCGGGCCACCACUCUUGAGAAAAAUAAACAGAGACUCCAGGCAGAAGUGAAGGAUCUCGCCAUUGACUUGGAGAAGGCCAAUGCUGCAGCAGCCGCCCUGGACAAAAAGCAGCAGGUCUUUGACAAGAUGCUGGCCAAAUGGCAGCAGAAGUGCAAGGAGCUGCAGGUGGAGGUGGACAGCUCGCUGAAGGAGUGUUGCAUGUACAUGACCAAGAGCUUCAAGAUAAAGACCGCCUGCGAGGAGUCCCUGGAGCCGGAAUCCGUGAAGGAGAACAAGACCCUGCAGGAAGCCACCUAUGAGAUACUGACACAGUUGCCUUGGGAGGGUCAGGGCAUGCUGGCCCAGCUGCAGGCUCCCCUGUGGACCCCAGUGCACAGCUGCUAUGCCAUGGCCUCCCAGGCAGCCUAUGCCAUCCCUGCAGAGGGCUGGCUCCUGCCUGUGGCCUGUUCAGCAGAGCCCAUCCUGGAUGGCAGAGGAGAGCAGCAGCUCUCUGAGAAGAGUUCCAAGGAUGUGAGGGCAACCAGGAAGAACCACCAGCAGGCUAUCGAGUCCUUGCAGGCCAGCCUGAAGGCAGAGGCCAAGGGCCGGGCAGAGGCACUUCGGCUCAAGAAGGAAAUGGAGACAGACCUGAAUGAGAUGGAAAUCCAGCUGGAUCACGCCAACAAGAACAACAGAGAGCUUGUGAAGACACUGAAAAGUCUGCAGCAGCAAAUCAAGGACCUGCAAGUCCAGAUGGAUGAGGAUGCCCAGCAGCAUGAAGAGCUGCGGGAGCAGUACAAACUGCAGCAGCGGCGCCUGAGCCUGCUGCAGACGGAGCUGGAGGAGGUGUACUCUGCCCGUGAGGGCAUCGAGCGCUCCCACAACCUGCUGGAGCAAGAGGUGGUGGAGAUCACGGAGCAGCACAAUGAGAUCAACAUCCAGGUCCUUGAUCCCUCCUUGAACCAAAGCUUCCUCGUGGUCAAGUGGAAGCUGAAGUCCGAUGUUCAGCAUAUCUCCAAUGAGCAUGAAGAGCUCAUUAGUGAGUUCUGCUCUGCUGACAAGUGGGCCAAGAAGGCCAUGACAGAUGCCGCCUGCAUGGCAGAAGAGCUCAGGCAGGAGCAGGACCACUGCAUGCACCUGGAGAAGAUCAAGAACUAUGAGAUCACCAUCAAAGACUUGCAGGCCAAGAUGGAAGAGGCCAAACAGCUGGUUCUCAAAGGAGGGAAACGCAUGAUCAUGAAGCUGGAAGCCAGGAUCAAGGAGCUUGAGACAGAGCUAGACGGUGAGCAGAAACAGCACAUGGAGACGGUGAAGAUGCUGCGUAAGAACGAGCACCACCUCAAAGAGCUAGUCUUCCAGACGGAGGAGGACCACAAGACCAACCAGCGCAUGCAGGAGCUGGUGGAAAAGCUGCAGAAAAAGCUAGUGUACAAGCGGCAGAUCAAGGAGGCGGAAGAGCAGGCCAAUCAGAUGCUGGCUCGCUACAGGAAGACGGUGCAUGAGCUGGAUGAUGCUGAGGACAUGGCAGAGACUGCGCUCAACAAGCUGCGCACUAGGCACUGCGUGGCUGGCAAAGGCAUCACCUCCGCCAGGCAUCACCUGGAGAUCAUCCAGGUGUCCAAGACAGGCUCUGCCAAAACCCUGUCUGAGGAGUGAGGCCUCUGGGCUCCUGGCCACACCUGGCUGAUACAGAUCUCAACAGCAGACCAUUGAGAAGGAAAAUAUGUAGGAAUGGAACUCUGAGCCUAUCCUGACAAUGUUUACUAUGCAAAGCAAUGUGCAAGUUAGAAAGAGACAGGUGCUGAAGAAUAAGCAUGACUGUGGGGGAAGAGCGGC
This is a messenger RNA of Erinaceus europaeus (western European hedgehog), 4650 nucleotides long. RefSeq names its product myosin-16-like. The record is from RefSeq and is a predicted model, not a curated record. Gene Ontology annotation, molecular function: cytoskeletal motor activity; ATP binding. NCBI's taxonomy places the organism in Eukaryota, Metazoa, Chordata, Mammalia, Eulipotyphla, Erinaceidae. Gene Ontology annotation, cellular component: myosin complex.